AUUAAUUGAAGAACAAAAGUCACUACGCAUGCAGUUUGAACAAAAGGAAAUUGAUGCAGCACUACAAAAGAAAAGAGAAGAGGAGGAGGAAGAAGAAGGUGGUAGCAUCAUGAAUGGUUCCACUAUUGAAGAUGAGGAGCAAACGAGAUCAGGAGCUCCAUGGUUCAAGAGGCCUCUAAAAAACACAUCAGUUGUAGACAGUGAGCCAGUUAGAUUUUCUGUUAAAGUAACAGGAGAACCCAAACCAGAAAUUACAUGGUGGUUUGAAGGAGAAAUACUGCAAGAUGGAGAAGACUAUCAAUAUAUUGAAAGAGGAGAAACUUACUGCCUUUAUUUACCAGAAACUUUCCCAGAAGAUGAAGGAGAAUAUAUGUGUAAAGCGGUCAACAACAAAGGCUCUGCAGCUAGUACCUGUAUUCUUACAAUUGAAACUGACGACUACGAAACUCCACAUUAUGUCCAUUCAUCCUCAUGGAGGACAGAACGCUCCCUGGAGAAACCCGCUUUUGAACCUCACCCCGACUUUAGUAUCCACUCCAUUGGACCGUCUCAGCCGCCUUUCUGGCACACGAGCGAGCACGCAGACUAG
Prionailurus viverrinus (fishing cat) is the source of this 589-nucleotide messenger RNA. Its product is annotated as nexilin-like. NCBI's taxonomy places the organism in Eukaryota, Metazoa, Chordata, Mammalia, Carnivora, Felidae. Gene Ontology annotation, molecular function: cell-cell adhesion mediator activity. Gene Ontology annotation, biological process: dendrite self-avoidance; homophilic cell-cell adhesion; axon guidance. The record is from RefSeq and is a predicted model, not a curated record. The coding region runs from base 29 to 589 and encodes 186 amino acids. The transcript has 3 exons. Gene Ontology annotation, cellular component: plasma membrane; axon.